CGUGAUGGCGGUUGCUAGGGUGAAAGGUCAACGCGCCGGCGGCACUCCCAACAUGGCUGCCGCCCGGGCUGUGGCGCGCGGUCCCGGAGCUGAUGCGCGGCGGCCACUCUCUCCUCAGGCGGCGCGGGGGCCGCGGCUGCUCCUGCUGCUGGCGGUGGUGGCGGCAGUGGGGCCCCAGGAGGGCGGCGGGGCGCGGCUGUACCGCGUGGGCGAGGACGCCGUGUGGUUGCUGGACAGCGGCAGCGUGCGUUCGGCCACGGGCAACAGCUCAGCCGCGUGGCUGGUGCAGUUCCAUUCGUCGUGGUGCGGCCACUGCAUCGGCUACGCACCCACCUGGCGAGCGCUGGCGGCGGACGUGCGAGACUGGGCUGCUGCCAUCCGUGUCGCUGCUCUGGACUGUGCAGAAGAAAAGAACCAGGACGUGUGCCGCACAUAUGACAUCCACUUCUACCCCACCUUCAGGUAUUUUAGAGCAUUUACAAAGGAGUUUACAACUGGAGAAAAUUUUAAAGGACCUGACAGGGAGCUACGGACGGUCAGGCAGACAAUGAUCGACUUCCUGCAGAACCACACUGAGGGCUCCCGGCCUCCUGCAUGCCCACCCCUGGAUCCUAUUCAGUCCAGUGACAUCCUUUCCUUCAUGGACAGCCACAGUGGCCAGUACCAUGCUGUUGUAUUUGAAAGCAACGGUUCUUAUGUUGGACGAGAGGUGAUCUUAGAUUUGAUUCCAUAUGACAACAUCAUGGUGAGCCGAGCACUGGAUACGGACAAAGCAUUUCUGGGGACCCUUGGCAUUUCGUCAGUUCCUUCCUGUUACUUGAUUUACCCAAAUGGGUCUCAUGGUCUGGUUAAUGUUGCAAAGCCUCUACGGUCGUUUUUCUCCUCUUAUUUAAAAUCCUUACCAGAUGUGAGGAAAAAGUCACUUUCCUUGCCUGAAAAGCCCAACAAAGAAGAAAAUUCAGAGGUUGUGAUUUGGAAAGAAUUUGACAGGGCCAAGCUAUACACCGCAGACCUGGAGUCGGGACUUCAUUACCUGCUGAGAGUGGAGCUGGCUGCCCACAGAUCCCUGGCCGGAGCCCAGUUAAAAACAUUCAAGGACUUCGUGACUGUCAUUGCCAAGCUGUUCCCUGGCCGGCCACCAGUCAAGAAGCUGUUGGAGACCCUGCAUGAGUGGCUGGCCAACCUCCCCCUGGACAAGAUUCCAUACAAUGCCAUCCUAGACCUAGUCAACAACAAAAUGCAGAUUUCUGGACUCUUUCUUACCAGCCACAUAACGUGGGUAGGAUGUCAAGGAAGCCGAUUGGAGUUGAGGGGCUACCCGUGCUCCCUCUGGAAACUGUUCCACACUUUGACGGUUCAGGCCUCCACCCAUCCAGAAGCGCUGGUUGGCACAGGCUUUGAAGGUGACCCCCAGGCUGUGCUGCAGACCAUGAGGAGAUACAUUCGCACAUUCUUUGGGUGCAAAGAAUGUGGUGAACAUUUUGAGGAAAUGGCUAAGGAGUCCAUGGACUCCGUGAAAACUGCAGACCAAGCUGUUCUCUGGCUUUGGAGGAAGCACAACAUGGUGAACAGCCGCCUGGCAGGCCAUUUGAGUGAGGAUCCUAAGUUUCCAAAGGUCCCAUGGCCCACUCCAGACCUCUGCCCAGUCUGCCAUGAGGAAAUUAAAGGACUAGACAGCUGGGAUGAGGAGCAGGUGCUUGUGUUCCUGAAGCAGCACUACAGCAGGGACAACCUGGUGGACACAUACUCUGUGGACCAGGGCAGUCCUGGUGAGUGGGAAGGCAUGGGCAGACGGCAAGAAGAAGGCAAAGGUCUUAACCCCUCAGGGAAGGCCUGGGGACACCAGGACACUGAGAGUCUCCGUCCAGCCCAUAUUCUGGGGCCCAGAACUGACCUUUCCAAGAGCCUGCACCACAGGCUGGACCUAAGACUACAGAGCCCUCAGGGACCCCAGACCCUUGAGGAGGCCAAGGCAGUCGUGCCCUUCCUUGGGGUUGGCUUCUCCAGUCUGGACAUGAGCCUCUGUGUGGUGCUCUACGUGGCCUCCUCCUUGUUCCUGAUGAUCAUGUACUUCUUCUUCAGAGUAAGGUCCAAGCGAUGGAAAGUUCGGCUCUACCACCCAGCUGUGUAGAGUGCCUGGGUCGGUCAUUCCUGGUGACACAGAGGAAGCCUUUGAAAUCACCCACCCACCUGCAGCUUUAAUGUUGGGGUCAGGGAUUUUACAAAUGUGCCCAGCAUGGUGUCGGGAGGAGCAUGUUUUGUUCUGUUUUUUUCUAAUGGAACAUUUUUGCCUUGUCCUCACCUUCCUGGCCUCCAUGUUAGACUCGUGUGAUUUGCCCCUGUAGGCUAGAAGGAGUCAGGUCCAACACAAAGCCACACACCCUUCCGUAUUGCUGCUCCUUCCAGGAGGCCUCACAUCUACGUUUGUUCCCUCCCCAAACCCCAUCUCAUGGGGGCAGUGUCCAGAGAUGCGCAGCCAAAGCACAGAGGCCUCCAGAGCUCACUGCUACAGAUGCAGGCUGUGUAGCAGUUCCUGCACAAGCCUGAUGUGUUUUCAUAGGAGUGCAGGUGCUCUGGUCACCUUGUGGGGUGCAGGGCCUAGAGGCCACUAGGUUAUGUUAUGGCUUCCCUGUGUCUUAAAUAACCAGAUCAGGUGGGCGAUCCUGGUCCCUGUGGGGCAGUGCAGUCUCCAGGAAGCCUCUAGAGCCCCUGUCAUGUCUUUCAUACACACUGCAGAAGACACUGGUGGUAGCGUGGGGUGCUACCCCUGCAUACUAGGCCUCCUGGCCUUGAGGGUAACUUAAGAACAGCAACAUCAGUUUAACAGAUUAAAUACAUUAUUUGUAAAAUCCCAAUGGUAAACUUGUGCCUAAAGACUUUUUAAAAAAAUGGACUAAGCCUACAUUCCUACCGAGGCUCCUCACGGCUCAGGAGCCUCUCUUUAUUUGGACAAAGCAAGCUAGUUGUGUGUCUGUCUGUCUCUGUGUGUCUGUUUGUCUGUCUGUCUGUCUCUGUACAUGUAUGUGUCUGUCUGACUGUCUCUGUGUGUGUCUGUCUCUGUGUGUGUGUGUCUGUCUCUGCGCAUGUAUGUGUGUGUCUGUCUCUGUGUGUGUCUGUCUGUCUCUGCACACGUGCGUGUGUGUGUGUCUGCCUGUCUCUGUCUAUGUGUGUGUCUGUCUGUCUGUCUCUGCGUGUGUGUGCGCGCGCACGCAUUUAUGUGUGUGUGUGUGUCUGUCUCUGCGCAUGUAUGUGUGUGCCUGUCUAUUUCUGAGUGUGCAUGUGUGUGUGUCUGCGUGUACACCUCUGUACUCACAUGGGGAUGACUAGGUUACAUAUACAUUCCACUUUGCAUAUUCUAUAUUUUAUAUUUGCAUCCUUCCCAGUGACAGUUGGUCACAUGGGUACCAUUUAAGACCCUGUAUUAUCAAUGUCCCUGCUGCCACUUAAGAAAAUGGACAGCUGUCUCCUUGGGCUGUUGUUAACCCUCCUUUCAUCACAUGGGAGGAUCAGUGCUGAGAGCCAGGCCUCCCUGGCUGGGGCAGAUGGCCAGACUCAGCCACUUGAACCUCCUGCUUCACUUCCCUGUGGCAGGAAGUGUCUUCUUUGAAACCUGGAGUCCUGUGCUUAAAAACAAACAAAAAAUAGUUCAUCCUGGGGCUGGGGAUUUAGCUCAGUGGUAGAGUGCUUACCUAGGAAGCGCAAGGCCCUGGGUUCGGUCCCCAGCUCCGAAAAAAAAGAACCAAAAAAAAAAAAAAAAAAAAGUUCAUCCUUAGGUAUUUCUAAGGAUAGACACCACUGGUCUGUCAGGUAGAGAAUUGGGCCUAUUUAAGGACAGGUCCAGUGAAAUCCUUCAGCCCACAGUGGAACCACUGGGGAGCAUUGUUGAAGGGGGCCUCAGCUGUGGCCCUGGGGUGCCAUAGCACCUCACAAUGUUUGCAGAAGCUCACUCUGGGCAGAUCCUACUUCAGCUGCCCUUGUAGAGUCCCAGGUCAUCCCUUCUGGGGGACAAGCUUGCCACGGACAUCCCUUUUUGAACUGCUCAUUCUGCAGUGAAAAGGCUUGCCUUCUCCAGGGCCCUGUUCAAUACAGGGACCCACCUUUGGCCAAGUAUAAGGUCUGUUCUAAAGUCUGAAGUUUUAUGAGAGGUAUUACGAUUAAUGUCUAGAAUAGUUCAGUAAUUUAAAUGUUUAUUUAUUUUUGAUGCAAAUAUUUUGAAUAAAAAGCCAAUUGGCAUGAAAAUGUCAAUGAAAUUUCUUAACUUAAAGAAGGGGUACAUUUUGUAUUUAAACUCUAAUGUGUACAUUGUAAGAAUAAAGAAAUUUGACAUUAAUAAAGUUGUUACAGUUUUUUGACAUGUGAGCAGCCGUGUGUAAAGUUAGACUCGGGAUUCUCUAAACCGUUCUCUUCCUUCUAGUUUGCAGCCCCAACUCGGGAGUUCUAGGAAUUUUUGCAUAGAUAAAGUAGAGGCUUUUGGAAGGACAGCCUAGAGGCCAGGCAGGAAGUGAGGAAUGAGAAUCAACUGUGCUGAGAGCUGCAGGACUCCGAGCCUUUGUCAACACAGGAGAGGAAACAGUGCAAGUGCCUCCUCACACUGUUUCCAAGCCCACAGACAGGACUCUAGACCCCGAGCUGGG
Molecule: messenger RNA, 4634 nt
Organism: Rattus norvegicus (Norway rat)
Lineage: Eukaryota; Metazoa; Chordata; Mammalia; Rodentia; Muridae
Gene: Qsox2
Product: quiescin sulfhydryl oxidase 2
Exons: 12
Coding region: 5-2131 (708 amino acids)
Biological process (GO): cell redox homeostasis
Cellular component (GO): nucleoplasm; Golgi apparatus
Molecular function (GO): flavin-dependent sulfhydryl oxidase activity; thiol oxidase activity; oxidoreductase activity
Source: RefSeq, marked provisional